Messenger RNA from Sorghum bicolor (sorghum), 1712 nucleotides. Its product is annotated as vesicle-associated protein 2-2. Bases 197 to 1285 code for a protein of 362 amino acids. The record is from RefSeq and is a predicted model, not a curated record. Gene Ontology annotation, cellular component: endoplasmic reticulum membrane; plasma membrane. Gene Ontology annotation, biological process: endoplasmic reticulum membrane organization. The transcript has 8 exons. NCBI's taxonomy places the organism in Eukaryota, Viridiplantae, Streptophyta, Magnoliopsida, Poales, Poaceae.
AGUCGGGCGUCUCGGGGAGGCUGACGGGGACUCGUGGAGUUGUGGGAGGCGGCGGAGUGGCAUCCCCCGUCCGCGCCCAGUCUGUGUCUUUCUCCACCGGUCCAGCCUUUUCUCCGCUCCGCACGCAGAGCAGCUGCUUCCAUCUCUCUGCGUCCGUCCUCUCUACCCUCUAGCCAGCGCGGCCGGGGAGGUGGCGAUGGGCAGCGAGGACGCGCUCGUCGAGAUCCACCCCGGCGAGCUCCGCUUCCUCGUUGAGGUGAAGAAGAAGAGUUCAUGUUGUAUCCGUCUUGUUAAUAAGUCAGAUCAAUAUGUAGCAUUCAAGGUUAAAACAACUUCUCCAAAAAAAUAUUGUGUUCGACCAAAUAUAGGCGUUAUUCUUCCAUUGGCAUCACGUGAUUUUACAGUUACUAUGCAAGCGCUAAAGAAUGCUCCACUUGAUUUGCAAACAAAAGACAAGUUUCUUGUGCAGACCACAGUUGUUCCGUUUGGUACAGCUGAUGAGGGCAUUGUUCCUGCUUUUUUCUCCAAAGAAACUGGUCAAUAUAUUGAGGAGAAGAAGUUGAAAGUUGUCACUGUCAGCAUAACAGAGCCUCAAGUACAGCAGCUCAUCAAUGGAGUUCCCCAUGCCAAGGAAACAGCUGGGGUUCUUGUGACAGAGCAGACACUAGAUAAUGUGAAUGAAGCACCUAAUGUGGCGAAUGAAGUUCCUAAUUCUCUGAAAGCAAGCUUUCCCUCUUUAAGUGAAACUGCUGCUUUCAAUGAAAAUUCCUCACCUGUAAACGAAUGCCCUACUAUCCUGCAAGAUUUUCUAGUCCCACCCAAACAAACUUCAUUUACUUUGUUGGAAUUUGCUUCCAAUUUGCAAGAAACCUCUGUUGCCUCUAUAGAAACUCACUUUUCUUCAACAGAAGCAAGUGUAGAUCUGAAAGAAUCUCCACCACCAGAAUAUACUCCUGCUCCAAGUGAAGUUCCAUCGUUAAGUGAUAAAGAAUCUACCAGUGCUGAUAAUGUUCAUAUACCUCAGCAGGUAACCAAAGAUGUUCAAAAUUUACCGAUGAAACUUAACAACCUUGAAGUAAAACUUGAAGAGGCUAAAACUUUGAUUGUAAAAUUGAGGGAAGCAAACAGAGCUACCAUCCAAGAGCGGGAUAAAUUGCGGAAAGAGAUGGUGUUAUUGAAAAGGGCGGGCGCUGCACGGAGUCAGUCCAGCACCGGUUUCCCCCUGCUUUUCGUCAUCUACAUGGCAGUUGUUGGCAUUUCGCUCGGUUACCUUCUGCACCUAUGAGGACUGUGAAUUUGAAAUGAAGCACCUGGGCCGUUGCUGAUCUCUCUUGGAGCCGCUGAGUCCCUGAACCUGGGUUACUUUGUCAGAGUGAAACUACUGUUACGUCACGAUCGUCACAUUAGUCAGAUGAACCUGCAUACAUCUUAGGACUUACGGUGAUAAUUACUGUAGUGUAUAUAAAUAGAGCAGCGCAAUUUUUACUUGCUAUAUAGAGCUGUAGAGUGGUUUGUCUGAGCAAGAAGCCGACACGAGAGAUAAGAGUUGGAAUCAUUCGAGACUCCUGGAAAGCCACCAGGAGAUCAUAUCCUUGAUCCUUCAUGUUCUCCUUGCAUGGUUCCCCUUGUUCUUGUCACAAUACGAACAGAAACUAUGAAGAGUACAGUUUAUGGACCUUGUCAACUAGGUCGUUAUUAAGAUUAUAAAAUCU